AUGUAUCAAAACUUUACUGAAGCAUACCGAAGCAGCCCACCAAAUAGUUUUGGUGUGCAGAACAGUUACCAGCCCUACCCUGCACCACCCACAACCACUUCCAUUCCUUCCUACACCAAUCAUCUACCUGGCAGCCACAACAUCAUGGCCAGAAUGAAUGAAGCAUCUGCUUUUGAACUGCUGCAGCAUUUAGACAAGAAGGAUCUGCAGCAUCUGCUUAAUGAUGACUCAAAGCUCAAGGAUCUUAUUGAAGAUUUGCCUCAGGUGAGGUCUCUCCAGGUAGAACAUGACGAUCUUGUGGCUACAAACAAAAGUCUGGCAGAGUACAACCUGUCCCUACAGCCGCGACUUGAGAGUCUGAAGAACGAAGUUGCCAGCAAGUACGAACACAUCAACUCCUUAAAAACAGACUUGGCUGAAAGUAAAGCACGUUUAGACAGCAUUCUUGAUGGUAGACAGUCACUGGAGACAAUGCUGGCACUCAUGCAAACAGAAACAGCUAAAUCAGAAGAAGAAUCGGAGCAAUUGGCCGAUGACUUUUGUAGUGGGCAGCUGGCCGUCGAGGAGUUUCUGAGUGAGUACAUACCCAAAAGAACCCAGAGCCAUCUGCGUCGAAUCAAGAGUGAACGUUUCGCAGAACUCAUCAGAGAGGGAUCUUCCCCCAGCGGCAACUGGACCCUACCCUCUCAACCAGCCGCUCCCGCUCAUUCAGCUCUACCUACGUACCCACAUGGACAUUCAACACCCUACCCAACAUCUGUGGCUAUAGGGAUGCCCCAGCCCAGCCUCUACCCACGAUGA
Candidula unifasciata is the source of this 801-nucleotide messenger RNA. Lineage: Eukaryota; Metazoa; Mollusca; Gastropoda; Stylommatophora; Geomitridae. The record is from the annotation of a GenBank genome assembly.